Messenger RNA from Anopheles moucheti, 1500 nucleotides. RefSeq lists its product as uncharacterized. The record is from RefSeq and is a predicted model, not a curated record. Bases 17 to 904 code for a protein of 295 amino acids. NCBI's taxonomy places the organism in Eukaryota, Metazoa, Arthropoda, Insecta, Diptera, Culicidae. The transcript has a single exon.
CAGUCAAUGAGUAUAGAUGUUCCAAACUGGGGACGAGCAGAAAAUCAUCCUCUCGGAAGGAAAGUGUUUGCAUGUGGCCAAUAGAAUGUACACGAUCGGCAACAUUGACCCGUACGUGAUUGGUGAGUGCUUCACGGAGUACGCGAGUCGCAUCGAAAUGUUUUUCAAGGCGAACGAUGUGCCGGAGGAGAAAAAAGUUCCACUGCUGGUUACAAUGGCGGGUGCGUCACUCUACUCCGUGGCAAUAACAAUGUGUGCGCCGGACGAUCCGGGGGACAAAUCGUACGCCGAGCUAAUUAAGCUGCUGAAGGAUUACUUCGCACCGGUGGUGAACGUAGUGUCCGAGCGCUACAAGUUUCGCAAACUGAAACAAUCGCCAGACCAGUCUAUCAACGAUUACAUCAUCAGCCUGAAGGUGCAGGCCCAAUCGUGCGAGUUUGGUCAAUUUGCAAUCGAUGCGCUGAGGGAUCAGUUUGUAGCGGGUGUGGUGGAUCAUGAGCUACGUACGCGCAUGCUACGGGAACCGAACCUGACGCUGGUCGAGGCAUGUGAGAUUGCACGCACCUGGGAAACGGCGAAGCUGCAAACGAUGGUGAAGCACGAGAAUGACAUGGGUUCGGACGGAACCGAGCAGAGAUUCCCGGCGGAACAGUCGAUGAACAUACAGCAGCAGGUACAGCAAUUUGUGCAGAAAUAUUCCGGGAACGAGCGACGCAUGCAAGAUCGCAAGCACUACACACACUGUCGACGGUGCGGUUGUGUGCACGAUCGCUAUGUUUGCCCCGCAAAGGGAUCGAAAUGUUUGUUGUGCGGAAAACAGGGACACGUAUGGAAAAUGUGUCAUUCAAAGAAAACUAUUUAUACGGAAAAUUCUAACCUAAAUCAGGAUAAUUUCCACAACUAAGAGAAGUUUCGCGGAACGCGAAAGAAUAAAGGUUCUAAGUAGAUGGUGGGGCUUUGUGUUAGAGUGAUUUCGAAGCGAAACAUGUGCGUACGAUUUAGCAUCAAAGAUGUGUAAGUGAGAAUGAACGAAUCCGUUCGCUCAACGUUUCGGGACAGUGCGUUAUACCUAAUGAAGUAGUAUGCGUAUAGGUAGAGAAGACAGGAUUGUUACACAAACAGAAAGAUGCGACUAGGAAGAAUUUGGUUCGAUGAAUUAUUCGUAUAAGUCUGUACCCUUUCAGCCAGAAUGCGUACAGCAAUCGACUUAAACACACCGACCGAUGAAAUCGAUCAGCUAAUAGUAAAUACAGGUUCCUUUCCAUCAAACUUCAAAGCUAUUCGACGGCGUUUGAAUGCUUCCCGUGCGGCAUGAAACUGUGUUGGUCAAUAAAUCUAACUUUCCCAACUCUAGCGUUCCCGAUCUACCACACGCCAACUUAAUUCGGAAUCGAUUUUCCCAUCACGGGUCUCGUACCGGAUGAUUCCGGGAUGGUUGGGAAAUCGAUACUUGCACUUCAAAAAUAAGGAAAUAAAUCACCUGAUCUCGUUUCAGUACGA